Molecule: messenger RNA, 704 nt
Organism: Chelmon rostratus (copperband butterflyfish)
Lineage: Eukaryota; Metazoa; Chordata; Actinopteri; Chaetodontiformes; Chaetodontidae
Gene: uqcc4
Product: chromosome 21 C16orf91 homolog
Exons: 2
Coding region: 95-517 (140 amino acids)
Source: RefSeq, a predicted model, not a curated record
UGUGUUACAUGACCUAACCAAGGUGCGUUUGAUAAUGAAAGCUUCGGUUUCUUUGACCUAACGUUGUGUACCAUAAGAUGACCAGUUGUCCGAGAUGUCCACAACAGUAGGACGAGUUUUCACCGGUCUCACACGCGCUGCUUGUAGUCGAAGGGUAUUUAUUCAUAACGCAACUUCGACCGUGAGCAGACUGAACAAUGUACAGUCACUACCUCUGAGCUCACAGAGGUCACCAGAGUCCACAGAUGUCGAGAAAGAGGUGAACGAUGAGCCCAUCAAAUUUUCUACCAGCAAAGCCAGUCACAGAACCUGGAAAGUUGAUCGCUCCAUGGGGAGUCAGCAUCAGCGGCCCUGGUGGAAGGUCCUCCCCAUCAGCCUGUUUGGUACGGGACUUCUUCUGUGGUGUGCACUGAGAGAGGAGACGGAGAUCGACGCACAGCUGAGUCAACAUUUGAUGCAGCAGUUACCAGGCUUGCUUUCAAAUGAGGAAGACGACGAGGAAAAUAAAUCAAGUUAACAAAUGUGGGACUCGAUGUAUAUAUUUCAGGCUGUAUUUAUUAUGAAAUGUCUGUGCAAUUUUUGGCUGUGCCACCAACUCAUCACUGAAGGUGUAGUGAAGCCAUCCAGUUUAUGGAUAGUGAUUUUUUUUAAGCAAAGAAUUGUUUGAGUUGUUGACAUGUGGAUUAAAAUACCUUGAUUUGAGU